AUGGGAAUCUCGAGAAAACUCCGGACCGAUGUUGCAGCGGCUUUUCCUAACCUCAGUACUGAACAACUGACAGAGUUUAUUCCAAACAAAGAGGAACUUAAUGUCAUCAAAAUACACACUCACAAAGGCGAGGCCGUUACUGUUUAUGCAAACAACAAGAACCCAGUUCUGUUUGAAAUUGAAAAAGCUCUGUAUCCAACAGUGUACACUCUGUGGGCCUAUCCGGAUCUUCUUCCUGCUUUUUCAACAUGGCCCCCAGUGCUACAGAAACUUGCAGGAGGAGCAGAUCUGAUGCUGCCCGGAGUCGCAGUGCCAUCUUCUGGCUUCCCCCAGGUCGAGCGGGGCACGCUCUGCGCCGUCACCCUCUUGGGAAACAGAGCUCCAGUAGCAGUUGGAGUUGCCAAUAUGUCCAGCACGGAGAUGCUUGCUGCUGGAAUGAAAGGGAAGGGGUUUGCCAUACUGCAUACCUACAUGGAUCAUCUCUGGGAAUUAGGUGACAAAUCUUCUCCUCCUACCUUAGCUCCUUCAGUUGAAGAUGAGGAAGAGCAAGAGCCUGUGGUCAACUGCACGGCUGACCCGUUGCAGCACGUGGACAUCGCUGAUCUGAGCCUGAAGGAGCAAGACAGCUGUGCAAGACUGAUGGGCAAAGAAGAACCUGAGGACAGCAGGACCCCACAAGAGCAAAUGGAUGAAUUAUUUAACCAGUGCUUUUUUCAUGCUUUAAAAUGCAAAGUAAAGAAGUCAGAUCUCCCUCUACUGACCAGCACAUUUCUCCGCAGCCAUAUGUUCUCAUGCUGCCCUGCUGGACAACAGCUGGACAUAAAGAAAUCAAGCUAUAAGAAGGUGAGAUCUCUAAAAGGCAGCAUCCUGUCAAGCAGCGAGGUGAGAAACAUCGUCAUUAACUAUGUGAAGGCUAAUGAGUUGGUUGAUGAGACAAACAAAAACUUUGUAAAGGUGAAUGCCAUUUUGUGUGACUGCCUGCUAGAUAAAUCAGAACAAGAUGAAAUCACAAACCUGAAGUGGGAUGACCUCCUGAGCAGGUGUCUUGAACGACUGCAGCCCUUACACCAGGUGACGUUUUUUGGACAAGAACCCAUUGUGAGGAAAGGAAACAUUGAGCCCAUCAGCAUAACCAUAGCACAGAGAUCGUCAAAUAAGAAGGUGACAAUUAUCAAGAACCUUGAGCUCUAUGGUCUAGACCCACAGUGUGUUGCCAACAUCCUGCAACAGAGGGUACAGGCCAGUGCCACGAUCACCCCAGUACCAGGAACAAAAGACAGAGUUCAGGUCCAGAUCCAAGGCAAUCAAAUCCACCAUCUGGCCAAGAUGCUGCUAGAAGAAUACCAGCUACCUCGGAAAUAUAUUCAAGGCCUUGAGAAGGCUCCAAAGCUUGGCCGGAAAAAAUAGGAGAAAAACCUAGUGUAAGAAUUAAUGAGAUCUCAUUAUUUAUAAAAGUGUUGUGCCUACAGAUCAAGAAUAAUAUACAGGUCCCAUUCAUGCAAGGACAAGUCGUGGACUUUUGUAAUGUCUGGAAUUGAUCCAAUUAAUAAUAUUGCUCUAGCUGUCCAUUUUUCAUAAAA
Molecule: messenger RNA, 1580 nt
Organism: Tinamus guttatus (white-throated tinamou)
Lineage: Eukaryota; Metazoa; Chordata; Aves; Tinamiformes; Tinamidae
Source: RefSeq, a predicted model, not a curated record